AUGAAGUUUUCGGAUUCGCUUAUGUCAAAUCAAAAGGACAAUCCUUGGAUUGUCCAAAAGUAUGGUGGUACCAGUUUAUUGAAUGUCGGAGAUUCUUGUGAUUUUAGGAAACAUUUAGAGGAUUAUCGGGUUGUUCUAGUAUGUUCUGCUAGAAGCUGCGAAACAAAAUCGAAAGGAACUACGAAUAUGCUUCUCAGAGCGGCGGAAGAAUCACAAAAGUCGGAUUCUGAUGAAUACCUUAGAAUAGUCGAUCAAAUUGCAGCCGAUCAUGUCCAAGGUGCUCGUUCUGUGAUUAAUAACGCCAAGAUCUUGAAAGAAUUGGAACAACAGCUUUAUAAAGAUAUCUCAGAACUCAAGAACUUAUUGAAUGCAACUAAAAUUAUUAACGAGAUAUCUCCUCACUCUAAAGACAAGAUAAUUGGAUACGGUGAAAGGUUGUCUUGUCGUAUUGUUCAUGCUGUUUUACGUGAUAAGGGUAUUGAUGCAGAGUUUGUAAGCUUGGAAAAUGUUAUUGGACAAGGAAAAUUCGACCGUGUUGAUCUUGAUCGAACUUUUUAUGAUCAUCUGGCUGAUGUUAUGUCGUCAAAAGUCAGAAAAUGCGGGGAUCGAGUACCCGUAGUAACUGGAAAUUUUGGUGUUUUCCCGGGAAGUUUACUUGCUAAUGUCGGCCGUGGGUACACCGAUUUGUGUGCUGCCCUUCUCGCAUCUGGACUUGGUGCCAAGGAGCUUCAAAUUUGGAAAGAGGUUGAUGGAAUUUUUACUGCAGAUCCGCGAAAAGUUAAAAGCGCUAGACUUCUAACUACUAUUACCCCAGAGGAAGCUUCUGAGCUUACAUAUUAUGGUUCUGAAGUUAUACAUCCGUUUACUAUGGAACAAGUGAUGCGUAGGAGUAUUCCUAUCCGAAUAAAGAACGUCAUGAACCCACUGGGUGAGGGAACAAUUGUAUUUCCGGAUAAUUCUGUCGAGAAUGGAUGGGCGAAAAGUUCCAACAUUCCUGACAUAAACCAGAAUGGAAAUCAUUUUGACACUUCUAAGAAGCAGCCUACGGCUGUGACCAUUAAGGAUAAUGUUAUUGUCAUUAAUGUCCAUUCGAACCGCAAAAUGAUCAGUCAUGGAUUUUUCGCGCAGAUUUUUGCCGCAUUGGACACAUAUGGAAUUAUAGUUGAUUUGAUUUCUACAAGUGAAGUUCACGUUUCAAUGGCCCUUGGUGCGAAUAUUGAAGAACGCGAUUUGCAAGCGGCAAUACAAGAAUUGAAGAAAUUAGGACAGGUGGAUGUUCUUAAAGAUAUGGCCAUCCUGAGUUUGGUUGGAAAGCAAAUGAAAAACGCGGUCGGUAUUGCUGGAAAGAUGUUUACAACACUUGCCGCAGCAAAAGUCAACAUCGAAAUGAUAUCGCAAGGUGCUUCUGAAAUUAACAUUUCUUGUGUCAUCGAUGAAGUGAACGCAGAAAUAGCACUCAACGUUAUACACGCCAACCUAUUACCUCCUUACAAUAUUUAA
Molecule: messenger RNA, 1500 nt
Organism: Acaulospora morrowiae
Lineage: Eukaryota; Fungi; Glomeromycota; Glomeromycetes; Diversisporales; Acaulosporaceae
Source: the annotation of a GenBank genome assembly